AUGGCAGACCAAACAACGAAAGGAGGCCAGCAGCGACUGAAAAUCGUGUGCAUUGGCGAAGCUCGCACGUCCUACAAAUCGGAAAUCUUGCGGCGCUACCUGCGCACCAAUGCGGCCCUCAAGCAAAAGCUCUUCACCGCCGAGGUCGGCGCGUCUGCGACGGCGGCUGCACCGACGCUCACCAAUACGACCGAUCCGCACAAGAACGUGGUCUUCGAAGGCGACGUGGCGGCGGCAGAGGGGAGUGCCAAGGCCGUCUCCGUGGCGGUCGAGAUCGUCGAUGCCGCACCAGAAGAUCACAACCGUCUGUUUGCCUACCCCAGGACCGACCUCUUCCUCAUCUUCUUCUCCAUCGACGACCACGAAGCCCAGAAGCACCUUCUCACCCGCUGGAUUCCCGAGCUGUCGCAGCACUGUCCUGGCACUCCCUACGGCCUCGUGUGCACGAGCACAGUCCUGCGCACCGCGCGCUCCAAUCACAUGACCCUCGUUCAGGGCAAGGAAUUGGCCAAGAAGCUGAAGGCCCACCGAUACUGGGAGCUCGGCUACGGCGCCAAGCGCAGGGCGAUGACACUCACGCCGCAGAUGAUCGCGCAGCACCAGCAGCAGCAACAGGCGGAGGGCGAGGAGCCCGAUGGAGGCGUGGAGGCGACCAAGGACGAGAAGGCGCUCGAUGAGGAGAUCCGCGUGCUCUUCGCCGAAGCGACGGCGUCGGUGGCGUUCCCGUCGUCGAAGGAGGCCAAGGACCUCAACAAGCGCAAGAAGAUGAUGGAGAAGGUGAAGAACGAAGUGUCGACGGCCGUGAGCGAGGGCAAGACGGAGAUCUCCUUCCGCAAGCGCGGACUGGACAACACCCACGUCCCCAAGAACAUGGGCAAGUACAUGAAGGAGGUCAAGAAGCUGGUGCUGAGCGACAACAAGCUCUUCUUCUUCCCGAUGGCCGUGCUCGACAUGGUCAACCUCCACACGCUCGAGCUCAAGAACAACGCGCUCACGCACCUCCCCAAGGAGAUCACCCGCCUCACCAACCUCAAGAAGUUCGACCUCGAGAACAACCAGCUCACCUCCCUGCCAGGCGAGAUGGGCAGCAUGACGCAGCUGGAGGAGCUGAAGCUCAAGGGCAACUUCCUCGACGGCUUCCUGCCGCCGGAGGCAUUGGGCAACAUGACCCGCGGCAUCCUCGCCUACCUGAGGGAUCUGCACAAGGGCGCCGAGCGCUGCUACCGGAUGAAGCUGAUGUUCGUGGGCAAGGAGGCCGCGGGCAAGUCCUCCCUCUCCUACUACCUCAUGAACAACAAGCGCAUCGAAAAGGCCCCGCUCUCCACCGACGGCAUCGACAUCAACAACUGGGACAUCCCCGUCCCCGAGUUUGCCACCGAGUUUGCCGAAAUCGCGGACAAGCUGAUGAAGGACAACUGGGGCAACAAGCCCGUCACCUUUGCCGUGUGGGAUUUUGCCGGCCAGGAGGUCUACUACAGCACUCAUCAGUUCUACCUGUCUCGGCGGUCGCUCUACCUCUGCGUCUUCGAUCUCACCGAUCCCGACAUCACCUCUGGCAACUUCCAUCGCGUGUCGUAUUGGCUGCAGAGCAUCAACGCCAAGGCCAAGGGCGCCCCGAUCAUCUGCGUCGGCACCAAGCAGGACCUGUGCUCGCCCUCGCAGAUCAACGAGACCUUCCUCAAGAUGCAGGACCAGUUCUCCAGUUUCGGUGUCAAGGAGUUCAUGCCCGUUAGCUGCAUCUCCGGCAAGGGCAUCAAGGAGCUCAAGAUGGUCAUCAUGAAGGCCGCCCUCAAGCAGCGGACCAUGGGAGAGCAGAUCCCCAAGAUCUAUCUCGAGCUGGAGAGGAUGGUCGAGCGCAAGAGGGUCGAGCUGGCCUACCUGAAGAAGCCGCCCACCGUCUACUUCGAGGAGUUCCGGGUCAUGGCCAUGAACAUUCCCAAGCUCGAAGACGAGGAGGAGUUGAUUCGUGCCAUGGAGUUCUUGAACGAGCUGGGUUCGCUCGUGUACUUCCGCAAGGCCGGCCUCUCCGACAUCGUCAUCCUGGACCCGAGGUGGCUCACCGAAGUGAUGGCCACGGUGGUGUCUUCGAAGACGAUGCUCGAGAAGGGCAUCCUUCAACACAAGUUCCUCUUCAACCACAUCUGGAAGGGCGACCAAUAUCCCGCCUACCUCCACCCUCACCUCCUCCUGCUCCUUGAGAAAUUCCAGAUCACGUUCCGCCUGCGACGGAAGCGUAUCGUGUUGCGUGCGGUGGAGGACGUCACCGGCCGCACCCAGAACCAGCUCUCGUUCAAGGUGGGCGACAAGAUCAUGCUCCUCGAGAAGCCCAAGGUCGGCCGCUGGUGGAAGGGCAUGCACAACGGACAGACCGGCUACUUCCAGGCCAACCACGUGGAGGACACCGGCCAGCCGCCCGAGUUCACCCUCGAGGACGAGUCGCUGGUGCCGUGCCUGCUCACGCCCGAGCCCCCGCCCGGCCUCCUCGAGAAGGAAUGGCCCCUGGCCGACGAGACGGCGCCGCUGCAGAUCGGCCGCGUGUGGCGCUUCAGCUUCCUUCCGCUGCCCUUCUUCCCCCAGGUCAUCGUUCGCCUGCUCCACAGCGGCGAGAGUCGGUUGCACUGGAAGCAUGGCAUGGUGGUGGAGAACAUUCGAGGUGAUGCGUGGAGCUUGAUUCAGGUGGACCACGGCCAGGGCACCCUCUCCGUCCACGUCCGAUCGGCCAGCCCGACGGCCCUCCAAGACAUGAUCUCGUCGGUCGAGGAGGAAGUGGACAUCCUGCGCGAUUGGUUUGGCGUCACCUUCACCGAAAUCAAGGUCCCAUGCACCCACUGCAUCAGGGAGAAAAAGAAGGACGUAUAUUUAUUCACCCUCGAUGAGUGCGAGUUGGCGUCGGCCGAGGACAGGAAAGUGCUCAUCUGUCAGAGCGGCGUCAUUGGUCGAAUUGAGGUGCCGCUGACCGAGAUCGUGCCCGACAUCGCCAUGGCGCAGUACAAGAAGGUCGCCUUCUCGAAAAUCGAAAUGGGUCCAGUCAUCGGCCAGGGUGCCUAUGCGGAUGUAUAUAAGGCCACGUACGAUGGCAAGACGGUGGCUGUAAAGAAACUCAACAACGCCAAGGGCUUCAAGGAAUUCCGCGCGGAGGUCAAGUUCAUGAGCGUGGUGGAUCACCCUAACAUUGUGCUCCUCAAGGGCAUCUGCCUCAACCCACCCUGUAUCAUAACCGAAUUCAUGGAGCUCGGAAACCUCCACUCGUACCUGGACGACGCGAACAACAAGCUGACGUGGCAGCAGAGCAUCAAGAUCGCCGAGGAUGUGGCCAAGGGCAUGCACUUCCUCCACUCCCAGUCCCCCGCGCGAAUCCACCGCGACCUCAAGUCCCCCAACAUCCUGCUUUGCCUGGACAGCGAAGGCCGCAUCAUGGCGAAGGUGGCCGAUUUCGGUACGGCGCGCUCGCUGGCACCCACCAUUGCCGGCCGCACGGUCGACAACCCCAUCUGGCUCGCGCCCGAGGUCAUGCGAAACGAGGAAUACACUGAAAAGGCGGACGUGUACUCGUACGGUAUCAUCCUGUACGAGAUCUACACGCGCAAGUUCCCGUUCGGCAAGAAGACCCGCUUCCAGAUCGAGCUCGAGGUCGUCGACGGCAAGCGGCCGGACCUCCCCGACGAUUGCCCGCCGUUCUACAUGGACCUGACGACAUCGUGUUGGUCGGGCAUCCCGUCGGAGCGGCCGGCCUUCCAGACGGUGCUGGAGAAGCUCAAGUCGUCCCUGCCCGUGACCUAUCGCGCCCUCGCGCCGUUCAGUGCCGAGACGCCGAUCAGCGUGCGCGUGGACGUGGGCGACGUGGUCUACCUCGAGCCCGACAGGAAGAAGCCUCUCAGCAGCGCCGACGUCAUCAGCGUCAAGUGCACCCACCGCGCGCAGACCAUCUUCCUCCCCUCGGACUUCCUGCAGACCCACUGCGAGUGUGUGCCCUUCGAGGACUACUUCUUCAACACCUACCAGCAGCUGCAGACCGCCCCGCUGGUGCGGACGUCGUCGGCGACUAUGCCCUCGUCCCCACUGUCGUCUACCUCCUCGCCCAUCUCCUCGCUGAACUCGAGCACCGACAAGAGCAGUCCGCUGCUGCCCUCGGCGUCGGUCUCGCUCCCGCCACCGCUCGUGCUGCCGCCACUCGGCAGCAUGAACACGACCGACGGCGCGGUGGAGCUCUUGCUGAGCCCGCUGUCGAACACCGGCGAGCGGAGCGUGAGCUUCAUCACCAGCGCCGGGCCGAUCCUCCUCGGCAAGAAGGCCGCCGCGGUCCUCCUCUCGCCUCGCGUACUCCACUACGAGCGAGUCGAGCGCAUCACCGCCGAACGCGAGCGGAGCGGCGGCUCCGCUGGCGGCCUCUUCGGCCUCCACAAGAUGGAGCAGGACAAGAGGUCGGCGUCGUACCGGCUGAUGCAGAAGAACAACAUCCCCAAGAAGCCGGAGGACAAGGAUCGUGAAGGGCGCGAGCGCGAGCUCAAGGAGGAGCAGGACGACGAGACCAAGUCGCGCCUCGACGACGUGUCCGAGGAGACCAUUCUCGCCGAGUACGGCUUCCACCGGAUCAUCGACGAAGAGGAACAGCCGAACACGAUACUGCCCCACUUUGCCAAGCGGCUGGACAACAACCCGACGCUGCUCAACCCGCACGAGGUGUUGAUCGCGGUGCAGCUCAUCUUCCUGCCGGAGCGCAACCUCGUUCUGUCGCUCAAGAAGCAGGGCGCCGACAACCUCGGCCAGGGAAUCACCAAGGCCAUCACCGAAUCGGGCAAGAUCUGCGCUCCGCCCGGCGAGGACGCCAAAGAGAGAGGGUGGUUGGUCGGAACGGUGCAGCAGAUCGGUGCUGCGCUCCAGGGCAAGCUCGACAUCAAGGAGGGCGACAGAGUCAUCCCGAUCUACUCGCUCUCGUCCAUUCCCAUCAAGCUCACCUCCAUCGACAACGUCAUGGGCGAGCGGUUCAUUUUUGCCAAGGGCACCGCCGUGGCUUUCGCGCGCUCCACGUUCGCGCUGCCCCCGCCCGAGUUCGAGAUGGACGUGGCCGCCGUGGCGGUCGACGUCGCUUCGUGUCUCUCCCAGAUCGAGCGUGCUGCCACGACGGGCACCAUGGUGAUCAUCGGACUGGGCAAGCUGGGCCUCACGGCUCUGUGCUUCCUCCGCAAGGUGGUCCCCGCGGCCAGGAUCAUCGCCAUCGACAAGGACGACGCCCGUCUUGAUGCCGCUCGCGCCCUCAAGAAGGCCGACAUUGUGCAGAAGAUGUACGAUAUCAAUCACCUCGCUCAUCGUUUUGUGAACGAACGUGUGUCGAACAGAAACGCGCGGAACUCGGCCGAGGUGCUGUCCUUCGUGCGACAGUCGAGCAGGGGCGGAGCCGACGUCGUGCUCCACUGCACCAGGGCCGUGGGCCUCGAGUCGUCCGCCAUCCUCUCGGCCAAGCGGGGCGGCUCGGUGCUCUUCUGCCGGCAGAACGCCGACCCCGGCCGAGUGUCGCUCCUGGCGCCCAGCAACGACGUCAGCCUCGUGACCACUGGUGGAGCGGUGUCGAACGCUCACGUGCAACGCGUGUUUGAGCUGCUGCGAGCGGAGAUGGAGCUGCGAAAGCACUUCAUCGCCUAUGCCCGUUCCACAGUCGUCAAAUGA
This is a messenger RNA of Acanthamoeba castellanii str. Neff, 5664 nucleotides long. RefSeq names its product serine/threonineprotein kinase. The transcript is spliced from 25 exons. Lineage: Eukaryota; Discosea; Longamoebia; Acanthamoebidae. Gene Ontology annotation, biological process: protein phosphorylation. The coding region runs from base 1 to 5664 and encodes 1887 amino acids. The record is from RefSeq and is a predicted model, not a curated record. Gene Ontology annotation, molecular function: protein kinase activity; GTP binding; GTPase activity.